AUGCAGGGGGUUCUUGGGAUUACAAAUUUGGGGGGUAUGGGAUCGUAUCUAGGGAUUCCUGAGAGUUUGGGAGGGUCCAAAACGAAGGUUUUUUCAUAUGUUAGAGAUCGGCUCCAAAGUCGAACAACGGGUUGGUCGGCUAAAUUGUUGUCUAAAGGGGGAAAGGAGGUGAUGAUCAAGUCUGUUGCAACGGCUGUUCCAACAUUUGUGAUGUCUUGUUAUCGUUUGCCAAAAACGAUCACAUCCAAGCUUACUAGUGCAGUGGCGAAUUUUUGGUGGAGCUCUAAUGGUCAUUUCGGGGGUAUGCAUUGGAUCGCUUGGGAGAAGCUUUGCUGUAGCAAGCAGAUGGGAGGUUUGGGUUUAAGGAAUGUAGAUGAUUUUAACACGGCCCUAUUGGCUAAACAAUUAUGGCGACUGAUUGAGGCACCUGACUCACUAUUUGCCAGGGUUUUCAAAAGUAGCUACUACCGGAAUUCCAAUCAUUUGGAACCGAUACGGUCUUACUCUUCUUCCUAUGGAUGGAGAAGUAUCAUUUCAGCUAGAUCUUUGGUAAACAAAGGGCUCAUUAAACGGGUUGGCUCAGGUGACACCAUUUCUAUAUGGACUGAUCCAUGGGUUUUCCAGCUCAAUUCCCAAGACCAGCUUUAA
Camelina sativa (false flax) is the source of this 648-nucleotide messenger RNA. Lineage: Eukaryota; Viridiplantae; Streptophyta; Magnoliopsida; Brassicales; Brassicaceae. The record is from RefSeq and is a predicted model, not a curated record.